Messenger RNA from Bipolaris maydis ATCC 48331, 1018 nucleotides. RefSeq names its product kinase-like domain-containing protein. Gene Ontology annotation, cellular component: nucleus; cytosol; EKC/KEOPS complex. Gene Ontology annotation, molecular function: ATP binding; protein serine/threonine kinase activity. Gene Ontology annotation, biological process: protein phosphorylation. The record is from RefSeq and is a predicted model, not a curated record. Lineage: Eukaryota; Fungi; Ascomycota; Dothideomycetes; Pleosporales; Pleosporaceae.
AUGGCCGAACCCCCCCUCGCACCCCCAAUCUCCCCCCCACCAGCACCUCCAACCUCGCUCCCCCUCCACAACCCCCCACCACCCUUCGACGCCUCAACCCUGACGCCAAUAACUCAAGGCGCGGAAGCGCUCCUCUACACCACGCCCUUCCUCCUCGCCUCCUCCCCCGCCAUCCUCAAAUACCGGCCGCCGAAAGCAUACCGGCACCCGACGCUCGACCGGCGCCUGACACGGCAGCGGCUCCUAGCCGAAGCGCGGAGCCUGCUGCGGGUGAAGAAGGAAGGCAUAAAUGUCCCCGGGGUGCUGAGCGUGGAUGCCGACCAAGGCUGGAUGGUGCUUGAGUUUCUGGGGGGCGCGACGGUAAGGCGGGUGCUUGAUGGGUGGGCGCGACGAGCCGAACAAGCGAAGCACGAACAAGACAUGAUUGACCUCAUGGCACGCAUAGGCCGCGAAAUCGGUAAACUCCACGCCGUGGGGGUGUGUCAUGGUGAUUUGACGACGAGUAAUAUCAUGGUUCGCUCCCCUUGUUCUUCCAACGAUGAUGAUGAGGAGCAGGAAGAAGAAGACGAGGCAAAGAGGUUAAUACGCCACGGCACCAUUUACCUCAUCGACUUUGGCCUCACUAGUGCGUCCAUAGCCGACGAGGACAAGGCCGUCGAUUUGUACGUCCUAGAGCGUGCGUUUAGCGCUACGCAUCCUGCUGCAGAGCCGCUGUUCAAUCAGGUCCUGAGCGCGUAUGCGGAGACGGGGAAAGGAGCAAAGAGUGUGCUUAAGAGGUUGGAAGGCGUGAGGUUGAGGGGAAGGAAGAGGAGUAUGCUUGGCUGAAAUUAAAUGCCCCAAUCUUCUUCUGGUUCUUUUUUUUUUCUUCUUCUUUUCUCUUCAAUCAAACUAUCAUCAUGUCGUAAUGACUGACAUUGUUAUGUAUGUUUUGAAGGGAAAAAAAAAAGAAAUCAUGAAAAGUGUAGACUUUUGAAACAUAGUUAUCAACAAAUGCUUUUGCGAAUACAAAAACUUUGAA